UGAGUGUCUGGGACAGUCCGGGGCGCGAGCGUCUGGCGCCUCGGAGCCCAGUUUGGCGGUGGCGGCCGCACUGGCGGCCCGGCCUCUGUCCUCGCGGCGCCCGUGCACUGCAGCCCCGGCCCCCUUCCCGCCCGGCCAUGCCGCCGCCGGCGCCGCCCACCGAGCUGGUGCCGUCGGAACGCGCCGUGGUGCUGCUGUCGUGCGUGCUCUCUGCGCUCGGGUCGGGCCUGCUGGUGGCCACGCACGCCCUGUGGCCCGACCUGCGCAGCCGAGCGCGGCGCCUUCUGCUCUUCCUGUCGCUGGCCGACUUUCUCUCGGCCGUGUCCUACUUCUACGGGGUUCUGCAGGACUUCGCGGGCCCCUCGUGGGACUGCGUGCUGCAGGGCGCUGUCUCAACCUUUGCCAACACCAGCUCCUUCUUCUGGACCGUGGCCAUCGCUCUCUACCUGUACCUCAGCAUCGUUCGCACCGCGCGCGGACCCCGGGCCGGCCACCUGCUCUGGGCCUUCCACAUUGUCAGCUGGGGGGUUCCGCUGGCCAUUACCGUGGCAGCUGUCAGCCUAAAGAAGAUUGGCUACGACGCCUCGGAUGUGUCUGUGGGCUGGUGCUGGAUCGACCUGGACGCGGAGGACCGCGUGCUGUGGAUGCUGCUGACGGGGAAGCUGUGGGAGCUGCUGGCCUACGUCACGCUGCCCGUGCUCUACCUCCUCAUCAGGAAGCACAUCAACAGGGCGAAGCUGACACUUGUGCUCGCCCUGGCAACGCUGCUAGCUGCCUUCGGGUCCUCCUUCCAGUACGGGUACAAUGUGGCUGCUAUUAACUCCCCUUCUGAGCUCAUGAGAGAAUUUUAUAAUGAGACCUACUAUGAUAGAACCGCUGAUUACCUGAGCGACUUUUCCUUGACGUUGCUGUGGUCUGUUUCGGUGUCCAUGUUCCCUUUCGGAGGCUUGAUAGGAUCCCUCAUGGUUGGCAUCUUGGUGAAUAAACUUGGCAGAAAAGGGACUUUGCUGUUGAACAACGUCUUUUCCAUCGUGCCCGCGAUCUUGAUGGGAUCCAGUGCAGUUGCCAAGUCGUUUGAGAUGAUAAUUUUGUCCAGACUUUUGGUGGGAAUAUGUGCAGGUCUGUCUUCCAGUGUUGUCCCUAUGUACUUAGGGGAACUGGCCCCUAAGAACCUGAGGGGUGCUUUGGGGGUGGUGCCCCAACUCUUCAUCACCUUUGGCAUCCUCGUGGCCCAGAUCUUUGGUCUCCGGAGUCUCCUAGCAACCAAGGAAGGCUGGCCGAUCCUCCUCGGGGUGACCGGGAUCCCGGCAGCACUGCAGCUCCUGCUACUGCCCUUCUUCCCUGAAAGCCCCAGGUACCUGCUAGUUCAGAAGAAAGACCCAGCAGCUGCCAAGAAUGCGCUGAGGAGGCUGCGCGGCUGGGAUGAUGUGGACGCUGAGAUAGAGGAGAUCCAGCAGGAGGACGAGGCUGAGAGGGCGGCGGGCUUCAUCUCUGUGGUGAAGCUGUUCCGGAUGAGGGCCCUGCGGUGGCAGGUCAUCUCUAUCAUCGUCCUUAUGGCCGGCCAGCAGCUGUCAGGAGUGAACGCGAUCUACUACUACGCAGACCAGAUCUACCUGAGUGCCGGCGUCAACACCAAUGACGUCCAGUAUGUGACUGCGGGCACGGGGACUGUCAAUGUGGUGAUAACCUUCCUGGCGGUGUUCGUGGUAGAGCUCUUGGGGCGGAGAGUCCUGCUACUCCUUGGCUUCUCCAUCUGCUUCACCGCCUGCUGCGUGCUGACAGCCGCUCUGGUUCUGCAGGACACAAUAUCCUGGAUGCCCUACCUCAGCAUCACCUGCGUCAUCGCCUACGUCAUAGGACACGCCCUUGGGCCCAGUCCCAUCCCUGCGCUGCUUAUCACUGAGGUCUUCUUGCAGUCCUCCCGUUCGUCCGCCUUCAUGGUGGGGGGCAGCGUCCACUGGCUCUCCAACUUCACUGUGGGCUUGGUCUUCCCCUUCAUUCAAGUUGGCCUUGGAGCGUACAGCUUCAUCAUUUUUGCCAUCAUAUGUCUUCUCACCACCAUCUAUACCUUCCUGGUUGUCCCCGAGACCAAGGCCAAGACAUUCAUGGAGAUCAAUCAGAUUUUUGCCAAGAUGAAUAAGGUGUCAGAGGUACACCCAAACAAGGAGGAACUAAAGGACCUUCCACCCUCCACUCUGGAGCAGUAACUUGAGAGGAGGAGCCUGUGAAGUGGGUCUGUGUGGAGCUCCCUUCUUGGGCUUUUUUCCUGACUAAUAGUUAUCUAUAAAUAUCCAGAACUAGGACAAGACCAAUGUGGAAUGCAGGCCGUGCUGGGACUGCCUGAGGGGCUUCUGUGCAGUUCUUAAAGCCAGGCUGUCUCUCUCCAGAUUGACUCAUCACCAACCCCGGGUCACAGUGGGCAGCUGUCCCUCAACCAUGCUGGGUUAGCCAUUGUGUAACUCCUGGUUGCACCAGCUCUUAUAACAAAAAUCAUUACUAUGGUGGCGAAAUGGAAGGAAUCAAAUUUGGCCAGAAAAAACAAAAUUUUCUCCAAUCCAGUGGGUCUUCUGGGGGUCAGGGACAUGUGUUCAGAGAGGAAUCCAUCCUCUUGUCAGAUCCAUCUCCAGAAUCGUGGAAAGUGUGAUGUCACAAGUAAUGGUAUUUAGGAAGCUGGUGAACAGGUCCCUAUGGAGACUCUGAGUCAGAGAUUAUUCCUACAUUGUAUUGUUAGAGGAUAAUGGAAUUGCCUCUGUAUACUCAAUAAAACAAAUAUGAUCGUUUUUCA
Molecule: messenger RNA, 2785 nt
Organism: Rhinolophus ferrumequinum (greater horseshoe bat)
Lineage: Eukaryota; Metazoa; Chordata; Mammalia; Chiroptera; Rhinolophidae
Product: G-protein coupled receptor 157
Exons: 13
Coding region: 138-2207 (689 amino acids)
Biological process (GO): adenylate cyclase-activating G protein-coupled receptor signaling pathway; fructose transmembrane transport; cell surface receptor signaling pathway
Cellular component (GO): plasma membrane
Molecular function (GO): G protein-coupled receptor activity; fructose transmembrane transporter activity
Source: RefSeq, a predicted model, not a curated record